AUGGACCCAUUACCACAACAGAAAAGAGAGCCGCCUCCGCCAGAAGAGAUCAACGGAGAACCAGAGUUUGUGGUCGAUAAAGUUUUAGCGUCCCGAUUAUUUGGCCGGAGUAAGAUAUUGCAAUACCAGGUCGCAUGGCAAGGAUGUGAUCCAGACGACACGUGGUACCCGGCUGAAAACUUCAAGAAUUCAGCGACAGCCCUUGACGACUUCCACAAGAAGUACAAAGAUGCCGCAGGACCGCCGAAGCGAUUGGCAAUCUGGAUAAAAGCCGCUGCCGAGGAUAAGUUGGACGAACCGAAUCAGGAGGAUAACGUGGCGGAGCAUGGAGAGUUAAACGGCAAUCAGGUCACCGAUCCAAAACUCAUACGUACCCAGGUCCACGUCGCAGUCGUCGCCCGGGAUGGCGUCGCACCAAAAAUGAGUUUCCAAAGUUGCAACCCCCUGCUCGAUAAAGAGCGAUACCAGAUAAGUCCUGGUCGCAUCCCACAUGACCCUGUCCAUGACCGGAUCGGGUGUGCCGACUUCUUGCAGGUUGAUUUGCGCGUUGAGAAGCUGUGCGAGAGCGUCAUUGUUAAACAGAGCUGCCACGCACCAGUACCUCUUGGGGCAGAGCUUGGUGAACAGCGAUCUGACGUGGUUGCAGUGCGCCUCCACGUUGUGCUCGCCUCUGUAAAAGACGCGCCGCGGCUGCGUUCCUCCCUCUUGGCGCCUGGGUCGAGUGGAGUGGUAUCUUCGGCUGUACGGCAUGGUCCAGAUAGACGGGACCGUAUUCCCAGAUAG
Pyricularia oryzae 70-15 is the source of this 783-nucleotide messenger RNA. RefSeq lists its product as uncharacterized. The record is from RefSeq and is a predicted model, not a curated record. Lineage: Eukaryota; Fungi; Ascomycota; Sordariomycetes; Magnaporthales; Pyriculariaceae. The transcript is spliced from 2 exons. Bases 1 to 783 code for a protein of 260 amino acids.